CAAUAUGAUAUCGAAUACCUAGCUGAUGUUCUUUCACGACAACACACACAGGUCCUCCACUAGUAUACUGUUUUUACUGUGGAACGAAACCUUAAAUCGUUUACAUUUAUAAACUAUCAUCGUUUCCUUUAUCACAAAUGAUGUCCUGGGAAAGGACAAGUGAUGUCCUUUUAGGGACUUGUGACCCUGGUUGUCAGAUUCUGAGAUUUGAUAGAACUCAUGAGAAAUUGCUUAUGAGGUAAAACCAUGUAGUUUUACCAGUUUUAAGCUGUAAUAUGCCGAAAAAGCAUUGUGGAGGCACUGGGUUCAGAUACCAAGAUGGGAGGAAGCUGUCCUUGAAGGACACACACCACCAUGUAAUUUUAUUCCAUGAUGACUUGAAACUUCUCAGCAGUUCAGGGAACUUUCUUUCCAUCGAUCUUUGAACUUUUCUUCCAUUCAUCUGUGGCAUGAAGCCGGCAGCAUGAGGCAGCGAACAGUGGUGAUGUAUGUGGAGAUCGGCUGCUUUGUGUCCUGUCUGUGUGGCUGGAUGUUGAUCUGUUCCACUCUGGCCACUGAGUACUGGGUCUUCUCUGAGGUCAGCUCUGUAGUUCUGACCACCGGGAAUUACUAUUCCAACCUCUGGAUGGACUGUGUCUCAGACACCACAGGAGUAUCUGACUGUAAAUACUUCCCUUCCAUGAUGGACCUGCCUGUUUUCCUGCAUGUGUGCAGGGCUCUGUCUGUGGUCUCUGUGAUCUUUGGGUUCUGGGGAGCUGUGCUUGCCCUCAUUGGGAUGAAAUGUACCAAAAUCGGAGGCUCUGAACUCGCCAACGCCAGAGUUACAUUCGCAGCAGCAUUGACAUACAUGGCAUCCGGGUUCAGUGGUAUGAUAGUCUACUCCUGGUGGGGAGAUAAAGUGCGUUCAGAAUUUGUGGAUCCAUAUUUCUUAGAAACAAAGUUUGAGCUCGGUGCCGCUCUCUUCAUUGGUUGGGGAGGUUCGUGUCUGGUUAUAUGUGGAAGUGCAGUCAUGUGCUAUUUCUCUGGGAAAGAGUCAUUCCCCAAAAGAUUCAACAAACAACUCAUAAGACCCCCAACCAAAAUGACGGCACGUACCAGACGUACGUACAUGCUGCCCGUCUCGUCCAGACCCACAACAGUCUUCAUCCCUCCUUCACACCAAUCAUACAGUGAGAGAAGAGGAAGAAGAGAGAGUAGAGGGAGGAGAGGAACACAAGGAAGCCAGUUUUCAAGAACCGUCAGACCCAUAAGGCCUCCUAUAGACUCAGCUGUGUAACCCAGUGUUUAAAGAAAUAAUCUAGAAACAUUUGCAAUGUUUGUUGACACUUUUCAAUUAAGAGAG
Rhinichthys klamathensis goyatoka is the source of this 1342-nucleotide messenger RNA. Its product is annotated as claudin-10-like. Gene Ontology annotation, biological process: bicellular tight junction assembly; cell adhesion. The coding region runs from base 464 to 1276 and encodes 270 amino acids. Gene Ontology annotation, molecular function: structural molecule activity. The record is from RefSeq and is a predicted model, not a curated record. Lineage: Eukaryota; Metazoa; Chordata; Actinopteri; Cypriniformes; Leuciscidae. Gene Ontology annotation, cellular component: plasma membrane; bicellular tight junction. The transcript is spliced from 5 exons.